Acomys russatus (golden spiny mouse) is the source of this 945-nucleotide messenger RNA. It is a transcript of the gene Akt1s1, whose product is annotated as AKT1 substrate 1. The transcript is spliced from 5 exons. Bases 78 to 926 code for a protein of 282 amino acids. Gene Ontology annotation, biological process: negative regulation of TOR signaling; neurotrophin TRK receptor signaling pathway; negative regulation of protein kinase activity. The record is from RefSeq and is a predicted model, not a curated record. Gene Ontology annotation, cellular component: cytoplasm. NCBI's taxonomy places the organism in Eukaryota, Metazoa, Chordata, Mammalia, Rodentia, Muridae.
GGUUGCUAUUUUGAUUUGAGGCAUCCAGACUAAGGGAAGCGGAGUGUACACAAUGAAGGAGGGGCAACCACACGGAAAUGACGCAAGAGGCCGCCAUGCCUUUUGAGGGCGGCGACGGCGCCUGGCCGGCCAUGCUGGCUACGGGCACGGCUCGGAUGGCGUCUGGGCGGCCGGAGGAACUGUGGGAAGCCGUCGUGGGGGCCGCCGAGCGCUUCCGGGCCCGCACUGGCACUGAGCUGGUGUUACUGACUGCAGCGCCGCCCCCGCCGCCCCGCCCGGGGCCCUGUGCCUAUGCCGCCCAUGGCCGCGGGGCCCUGGCAGAGGCUGCCCGCCGCUGCCUCCACGACAUCGCACAGGCGCACAGAGCUGCCACUGCCACGCGACCUCCCGGUCCUCCACCAGCACCACAGCCGCCUAGCCCGGCUCCCAGCCCUCCACUUAGGCCAGCCUUGGCCAGAGAGGAUGAGGAAGAUGAGGACGAUCCCACUGAGACAGAGACUUCCGGGGAGCGGCUGGGCGGAAGUGACAAUGGAGGACUCUUCAUGAUGGAUGAGGAUGCCACCCUCCAGGACCUGCCCCCCUUCUGCGAGUCAGACCCGGAGAGCACAGAUGACGGCAGCCUGAGUGAGGAGACCCCCGCCGGGCCCCCAGCCUGUCCCAAGCCCCCAGCCACAGCCCUGCCUGCCCAGCAGUAUGCCAAGUCUCUGCCUGUGUCCGUGCCAGUGUGGGCCUUCAAGGAGAAGAGGACAGAAGCCCGUUCCUCAGAUGAGGAGAAUGGCCCGCCCUCCUCGCCUGACCUAGACCGAAUAGCAGCUAGCAUGCGCGCGCUGGUGCUGCGAGAGGCCGAGGACACCCAGGUCUUCGGGGACCUGCCGCGACCGCGGCUCAAUACCAGCGACUUCCAGAAGCUGAAGCGAAAAUACUGAGCGCGCAGAACGCCGAGUG